Culex pipiens pallens (northern house mosquito) is the source of this 4835-nucleotide messenger RNA. RefSeq lists its product as uncharacterized. The transcript has 9 exons. Bases 874 to 2277 code for a protein of 467 amino acids. The record is from RefSeq and is a predicted model, not a curated record. Lineage: Eukaryota; Metazoa; Arthropoda; Insecta; Diptera; Culicidae.
GUGGCCCACUACAGUUGCGUUGAUCUGGUCGCAAAAGUCAGUUGCUUUCCGGCGUUCGCGGCACUCGGUGUGCACACUUUUUGGCAAGAAAGGUUGCUCCUUUUGCUUAACUUGUUAAUAAUCCGGCUUGCUUGAUCGAAUUGAACUAACUCGGUAGUGGAAAUUUGCGAGCUUCGCGCGAUAAGCUCCCAAGUUGCGGGCUAUUUUUUACAAGAAACACCAGGCGACUCCAGUGUGACAAAUUUUGGCAGUGUUUUGUGACAAAAGUUGGAGAAGAAGAAUUGUGGCUAAGGUUGGGAAAGUUUGAAUAAAUGUUGUGCUAAGUGAAUUUAAGUCGAAAAGAGAGAAAAUCUCGACACAAGUUUCGAGUUUCGUGGCUUCGAAGUGAAGAAAUGGAAAUUUUUGUGUCAAAAGUUUGAAAAAGUUGAAAAAAUCUGUUGAUUUAAAAAAGUGUGUUAAAAAGAAGAAGAAGAAAAAGUCGUGAAACAUAACAUUCAAACAAGAGCAGAGGAUUUAGUGGCUUGCGACGAAAAGUGUGACCGGAAUAUCUAAGGUCCCCUCUCUACUCCAAAAGGAGCUCCUCACGCCCAGCAUAUCCAAUCGAUAAGGCUCAUUAAUUACAGAGCUCAACAAACGCGCAUUAGUUCGAUUUAGCGCGCCGCGCCAAAACCAACCAAAACCAAAGGAAACUUUUUCUCUCCCCUUUUGCCCACGUGAUAGCAGGCACGUGAGAGGCAAAACAUUGCCAACGGAUUUUUGCCAAUACAACGCAACACCGGCACAGAUGAAUUGCACGGCUUGAAAGCUCACCACUGUGCGUAGGGAUUAAUCGUAGAAUUAAAUUAAGGGAUAUCUUCUCAAGGGAAGGCAAAUAUGCACCAACACAGCAGAAUGAAUCACGUGACAGCGGUGGUAGUGGCACUUUGCUGCCUACUGCCCUCCCUCCUGCUGGCACAAGCUCAACCCCAGCACCCCGCACAACAGCAGCAACGGUUCUCCCGGAGUGAGACCGACCUGCACGGAGCGCUGGCCCCGAACGCCGGCGAGCACAUCUCCGGGCGGCGCUUCAAGCGCAUGUACGCCAUGUGUCCGCCGCACUUUUUCCGCAUCGGCAACGAGUGCUACUACAUCUCGCAGAACAAGCAAAACUGGCUGGACGCCCACUUUGAGUGCAAAGACCGGAACAGCAAGCUGGCGGAGCCGAUGAAGUACGACGACAAGAACCUGCGCAAGUUCCUGAUCGCAUCCAAGGCCAAGAACUACAUCUGGAUCGGCGGCAACUACAACUGGCGCGCCAACAAGUGGCAGUGGGGCUACAACGGCAAGGACAUCGGCUACCAGUCGUUCAGCCAAAUGGUUCCAGGGAGCAGCCAGGAUCUGAAGUACCACUGUGCAGUGCUUAACCCUGACCUCCGCUUCAGGUGGUCAGCUAAGCUAUGCACAGAAAAGUUAAACUUCGUCUGCCAGCACAAGAUGCCGUUCGUGAACAGCCACAGCCGGACCAAGGUGUACACCCGGUGGAACGCGACCUUCCCGAACGAGUUGGCGAACGAGGUGGAGGUCGUGGUAGCGGAUCAACCGCACAGCAGUCGGAAGAACGAUUACUACAGUACAAUCAACACGACUACGGUUGCCCCGGUCGUUCUGUACAACCGCAUCCGCGGCAUGAAGCAGUCCAACCGGACGCUUCGCAUCCGACCUUCGCGCCGCCGGCCAAACCGCAACAAGCUGCUGCCCAAGAACGACUACAUCAGCAACGACGUGUACCGGCGACCGGUCGUCGAGUACGUCCAGGACCACAACAACAACAACUACCUUAACGGCAACGGAAACGGCUACCGCAAUGGCUUCAAGCCGACUGGCUUCAACGUGGACAUCCACCGGCAGCGGCUGUCCGGCCACAAGAAGCACAAGCUAAACGACGUCAACGGUGAGUACCGGCCGCACCAACACCGGCACCACCUCGGCGAGGCACGACCCGUAACGUCGGCGGCACCUCCGGCGACCACGACGCUACCCGCUACAACAACGACCACAACCACAACCACCACUACAACUCCGGCGCCCCAAACCCUCCCGACCGAGGCGCUCCAGGUCGCGGCCACCGAACGGGCCGAGUACGGGCAGCUGUCGCACGACGAGAAGAAGAACCGCCGGGCACGGCUGCGGGAACGUCUCGGCCGGCUCACCGACGAGGAGCGCGAGCAGUUCUACGCCGAGCGGGCCAAGCGAAAACGGGGCAAGAAGGCGCGCGCCCAGAACGAAACCAUUCCGUAAGAAGUCGAGCAGCUGUAGGGUGUUCAGAAGAAGCGUUGCCGCGAGAGUCCUUCGUUGAACGUGCGAGGGUUUGAGUCGGGUAGGGAGAAGACCCAAGGUCUGCUGCGGACCUAUUCGGACCCACGGGCUCUCGAUUGACCAAUCUAACACAGCAAGAAGAUAUGAUGGGGAGGAAGAGAGGUAUAAUAUUACAAAUAAGCGGUUCCUAUGUCUGUUUCUAGCGGAGGUAAGUUCUUGGAUAUUCGGAAGUUACUAGUACGAUUAAGGUAAUUCUAACAUCCGGUCAAAUGGAUAGCUAUCAGUCGUCACAAUUUCUGAGAAUCUACCACAAAAACAGCUCAUUAGAAGAUUAAACCUCAGAAAAAAUUACAAUUUAAUUUAUAAUUUAACUACAAUAUGCAUUCCCGAGCAGACGGAAAUAACUUGGGAAUAACUUUUUUUGAUAUUUGAAAAUACCAGGCCAAUAACAUUUUAUGUUAUUUAUAACAAGAAUUGUUAUUCGUCGUUAUGAAUUUUUUGCUAUUGGAUUGUUAAUGUAAUAACAGACUGAUAUCAGACCCGGGCAGACGGUAAUAACAAAAUUCAUGCCAUUUCAAUAACAAACACUGUUAAAAUAACAGAAAGUGUUAUGGAAUCUUCUUGAAAAAUCCAUUUUUGCAUAAGAUUUUAAUAACAGUUUAUGUUUUCAUAACACAAUUUGUUAUUGGGCUGAUAUUGAUUGAAAGCAAAAACAACUUGGGAAUAACAUUUUUUGUAAUGGAAAAAUAUCUCCAAAUGUCAAUGGAAUGAUCGGAUUAGUUGUUAAAAUAACAAAAACUAAUGACAAAAAUUUGUUCGAAGAAUAACUAAAACUGUUUUUAGUCUGUUAUAACAAUAACAAUCCCCAAACAACAAAAAAUAUAGUGACUAAAAACAAACCUUGUUAUAAAUAACAUAAAAUGUUAUUGGUAUUUUCAAAUAUAAAAAAAAUAUUCCCAAGUUAUUUCCGUCUGAUCGGGUAUCCCGGGCAGACGGUAAUAACAAAAUUCAUGCCAUUUCAAUAACAAAUACUUUUAAAAUAACAAAAAGUGUUAUGGAAUAUUCUUGCAAAAUCCAUUUUUGCAUAAGAGUUUAAUAACAGUUUACGUUAUCAUAACAAAAUUUGUUAUUGGUCUGAUAUUGGUUGAAAGCCAAAACAACUUUGGAAUAACAUUUUAUGUUAUGGAAGAAUAUCUCCAAAUGUUAUUGGAAUGAUAGGAUUUGUUGUUAAAAUAACAAAAAAAAAUAACAAAGAUUUGUUCGAAGAAUAACUAAAACUGUUAUUAGUCUGUUAUAACAAUAACAAUCCAAAAACAAAAAAAUAUAUAGCGACGAAAAACAAACCUUGUUAUAAAUAACAUAAAAUGUUAUUGGUAUUUUCAAAUAUCAAAAAAAAAUAUUCCCAAGUUAUUUCCGUCUGAUCGGGUAUUCAUAUGUCCGGGAAUUCAGAGUUCAUGUCCGUACCGUUAAUAUUCCGAAUAUCCAAAGACAUACCUUCAAUUUCUAAGCACACUCGUACGAAUAAUCUCUUUUCGCAGACUCAGCGAAUCAGUUGAUGAAAUUCCAGAAAUUUUAAUAUUAACCUUACUCAAAAAACUUGAAUAAAUCAGUAUUUUUCAUCGAAACUUGUGUGCAACUUUGUAUACAAGUUUCAAAAUCACUGACAUAGUUCUGAAUUUUUCAAAGUCAGAGAAUAUUUGGUAGACUGUAUUUUCAACUCAACUGAUUUGCUAACAAAAAUACAAAAAAAAACACACAUAUCCUUCCUUCCUCUUGUGACAGAAAAACCAUAAGUAAACAACAAAACUAGCCUUUAAGAUAAAAAGCACUUUCCUUAUUAUUAUUUUUUUCUAACAAAAACUAGGUUCAAAUUCAUUGCUGUCAAAUUUUGAACCACGUUUUUGAUCCAAAACAGUGAAAUGAAAAGUCUACUAUUUAAAUACCCUUUAAAGAUUAACUACUUAAGGCCCAACUUUGAUCCAAAUGAACGAACUUUUUUCCAGUUUUAACUUUAACGCGUAACUAAAAACGAAAAAAAAAAUAUUUUGUAAUAAAGCAAAAAAAAAGCGUAACAAGCUAAACAAACAAAACAAUGCCAACAAACAGUCAUUAUUUGUUAAGUUCAAGUUGUACCACAUUUUCGAGAUACCUUUAAGCAGAAGCACACACACAUACAAAAUGUAAAACAUUCAAUUACACAAACAAAGUAGAGCAAACAUUUUCAAAUCUUGUUAAUAGUAAAAUGAAACAAUUAAAACAAAAAGAACAUUUUGUAGUUUUCAUUAAAACAAAAAUAGCAGGUAAAACAAGUAACCAGUGGAAAAAGAAAAAUCAUUCAAAACACCUGCAAACUCCACAAUUAAAUAGAGGGAAAACCCAACUGAAAAAAAAAACAUUGAAACUUUAAACUGAUAACUGACGUGGUAUAUAAUUCGAGAAACGGGAGCAAAAAAAAGCAAGCAAAGCGAAAUUAUAUUAACAAAUUUGCCAUAUUAACAAGUAAGAGAAAGUCCUUAAUACGAGCGUAAACAAACUUUAAG